Fragaria vesca subsp. vesca is the source of this 405-nucleotide messenger RNA. Lineage: Eukaryota; Viridiplantae; Streptophyta; Magnoliopsida; Rosales; Rosaceae. The record is from the annotation of a RefSeq genome assembly.
AUGAGUAAAGACACUAUUGCUGACAUAAUAACCUCUAUACGAAAUGCUGACAUGAAUGAAAAAAGAACAGUUCGAAUACCAUCUACUAACAUCACUGAAAAUAUUGUUAAAAUCCUUUUACGAGAAGGUUUUAUUGAAAACGUGAGAAAACAUCAGGAAAGCCGUAAUUUUUUUUUGGUUUUAACCCUACGACAUAGGAGAAAUAGGAAAGGACCGUAUAGAACUGUUUUAAAUUUAAAACGGAUCAGCCGGCCCGGCCUACGAAUCUAUUCUAACUAUCAACGAAUUCCGAGAAUUUUAGGCGGAAUGGGAAUUGUAAUUCUUUCUACUUCUCGAGGGAUAAUGACAGACCGAGAGGCUCGAAUAGAAGGAAUCGGCGGGGAAAUUUUGUGUUAUAUAUGGUAA